UCUGCCGUGGCUUUGAGACGCCAUAGCGAGGCCGUGGAACAAGCUGCGCUGUUAAAAAGCGCACAAAUACUCGGCAACUAAUCCACACAAGACCCACAGCAGAGCGCUUUCGUUCCCAACGCCGAGAGACCGCAGUAAUCCACCUCAAGCUUCGCAGCCAAACCAUGGCCGCCGCCGACUCAUACUUCAUGAACCGCCUCCCCAAGAGGCUCACAGAGCUGGACAUCGGCGCGAGCGGGCUCGUCAACCGGCUGCGGCGCGCGAGCACCACUACAAAAGUGGCCGUCUGCGUGUCCGUCGCGGGCGGCGUGCUGCUGUUGCGCAGAAGACGCAAAGGCAAGCCGCCGGCGCCCCAGCCGACGUCGUACUACUGCCACGAGCCUCCGGUGAAGUCGUUCGUGACCGGCGCGGACUCGGCGCUCGUGCGCGGCAUGUCGUCGUCAGGCCCCGGCGCCCGAGACCCCGAGACCGUGCCCGAGCUCCUAAAACGCCUGGAGACGAACACCACGAAAGCCGUCGCCUGGGAGGAAAACGGCGCGUGGCGGGACCUGACGUGGGCGGACUACGUCUCGCUCGUGAGGCAGGCGGCCCGCGCGAUGAUCGCGAUAGGACUGGAGCCGCGGAAGGGCGUCGGUAUUAUUGGCUUCAACUCGCUCGAAUGGGUCGUGGCCGAUUUAGGAUGCGUCCUGGCCGGCGGGCUCGCGGCGGGCAUCUACGCGACGAACGGCGCUGACGCCGCGCGCUACGUCCUCGACCACUCGUCGGCGCAGCUCUGCUUCUGCGACGGCGCCGCGCAGCUCGAGAAGAUCCGCAAGGCCGCCGAGACGCUGCCGAAGCUCAAGAAGAUCAUUGUGUGGGGCGGCGCCGACGCGGACAAGGCCGCGAGAAGAUCCGACGCGUUGACGUGGCGCGGUUUCCUGAACAAUGCACCCGAGGAUCCGGCGCCGCUGCUCGAGCGCGUCGACGAGGCGGAGCCAGGCCACGCGUGCACGCUGAUUUAUACCUCCGGUACUACUGGCACGCCGAAAGCCGUCAUGAUCAGCCACGACAACGUCACCUGGGUCGUGGCGUCCUUCGCCGCGUUUGUGGGCUUCGGCAAGGCCCCGGGCGGCCGCGAGCGCCUCGUGUCCUACCUUCCGCUCUCGCACAUUGCCGCCCAGGCGAUCGACAUCUAUGCGGGACUGGUGUGCACCGGGAGGGACGGCGUCCAGUCCUCUACGUUAUAUUUCGCGCGGCCCGAUGCGCUGAAAGGAUCCCUCAAGGACACGUUGAAUGCCGUGCGGCCGACUGUCUUCUUCGGAGUACCGCGCGUGUGGGAGAAGUUCGCCGAAGCUCUACAAGCCGUGGGCGCGAAGACCACGGGCGCGAAGAAAAAGAUUUCCACGUGGGCCAAACGAGUGGCGCUGCGGCGCUAUUUGGCCGGUGUUGCGGGCGCCGAACCUGAAGACCUCGGUCUAGUUGGUGGUGCUUUAAGCUCCGUCGAGGAGGUUUUCGCGGACCUCAUCCUGAAGAAGGUCCACGCGGCGAUCGGGCUGGACAAGGCGCAUUUUGUCUUUACCGGCGCCGCACCUAUCGCGACGUCGACGCUCGAGUACUUUGGGAGUCUCGGCCUGAUCGUGAACGAGUGCUUCGGCAUGAGUGAAGUGUCUGGACCGGCGACAGUCACGAUGGACUCGUACUACAAGCCCGGGUGGUGCGGCGUCGCCUCACCGGGCGUCGAGAUCCGCCUGGAGCAUGUUCAAGGGCGCGACCGGGACGGCGAGGGCGAGGUCUGCUUCCGAGGGCGCUCGGUUAUGCUAGGCUAUCUCCGCGAUGCCGAGAAGAGCCUCGAAGCUAUCGACGCGGACGGUUGGCAGCAUAGUGGCGACGUCGGGCGCUUCGAGGUGCUGCAGGACGGCGCGGCGCCGAUGCUCAAGAUCACAGGCCGCAUCAAGGAGCUGCUGGUGACGGCCGGUGGGGAGAAUGUCGCCCCUGCACCAAUCGAAGACGACCUCAAGCGACGCCUGCCGGGCGUGUCCACAGCUGUAGUUAUCGGAGAUCGGCUCAAGUUCCUCUCGGUCCUCUUCACGCUGAAGCAGCGACCCAACGAAGAUACGUUCGACGACGUGCUGGUGGGCGCGGCCGCGGCGGUCAACCCGGAGGUUACGACUGCCGUCGCAGCGGCGGACGAUGUGGUUUGGCGGCGAACUCUACAAGCGGCCAUCGACGACUACAACAAAGAGAAAGCCACGUCCUCGGCGCAGCGCGUCCAGAAGUUCGCCAUCCUGCCGCUCGACUUCUCCCAGGCGACGGGAGAGCUCACGCCGACGCUCAAACUCAAAAGGGCGGCAGUCGUCAAGAAGUACGCGGACGUGCUCAGACGGCUCUACGGCGACGCGCAAAGCGCUGUGUGGUUCCCUUGACGCGUUCCCCCUUGUAUGCACGACCUAAGAGACGCUUGUGUGACUUGUGACAGAACAUUUAUUACGCG
Messenger RNA from Pelagomonas calceolata, 2470 nucleotides. NCBI's taxonomy places the organism in Eukaryota, Pelagophyceae, Pelagomonadales, Pelagomonadaceae. The record is from the annotation of a GenBank genome assembly.